AUGGCGGCUGCUUCUGUGUUUCAGAGAGUAAGAACGGGCUCUAAAAUCGGAGCUCAGUAUGAUCAGGAGGGAAACAUCAUCCAGGUGGAGACACGUGAAGAUGAAGAGCAGAGCAUCAAGCUUGCAGAAAUCUUGGAGCUGCUGCUGGCUGCUGGAUAUUUCAGAGCCCGUAUCAAAGGCCUGUCACCAUUUGAUAAGGUAGUGGGAGGAAUGACAUGGUGUAUCACUACUUGCAACUUUGACAUAGAUGUUGAUCUGCUCUUCCAGGAGAAUUCCACCAUUGGUCAGAAGAUAGCUUUGACAGAGAAGAUCGUUUCUGUGCUUCCCAAAAUGAAGUGCCCUCACAGACUAGAGCCACAUCAGAUCCAGGGUCUGGACUUCAUUCAUAUUUUUCCUGUCAUACAGUGGCUGGUAAAGAGAGCUAUAGAGACUCGAGAGGAAAUGGGAGACUAUGUGCGUGCUUACUCUGUUUCUCAGUUCCAGAAAACACAUGCUUUUCCUGAGGAUGAGGAGUUUGAGCAAAGGAAACAAAAAGCUGUGAGGACAGUAGUGGAUAUGUCUGGAGUUUAUGCACCCCAGAGGCGAUACAGAAGACAGAUGAAUGCUGAAGAAUUGCUAGAUGAAGAGUCCAGGGUUCAUUCCACUCUUCUGGAGUAUGGCAGGCGUUAUGGAUUCAGCAAACACUCUAAACAAGAGAAAACUGGAGAGAAGAAGCCUCAUUUGGCCCACGGUGCACAGCUCCCACCCCCUGGCAUGACUGAUGUAUCUGAGGAGGAGGAUCUACAAGCAGCUGAAGAGGUCCGAAUUAAAGCCCUCAUGACUGGCAUGGCAGCCAUGGCUACUGAGGAGGGAAGGCUGACGGCGAACACAGUGGGGCAGAUUGUGGGGCUGCAGUCUGAGGAAAUAAAGCAGAUUGCUUUUGAGUAUGCUGAGAAAGCAGAGCGAUCUGCAGAGGAUUGUCCGGAGCGAUAUGGCCCUGUACAGCAGCAUCGCCGCAUGGUGGCAUCACUCAACAAACAAAUCCAACAGCGGACCAAAGAACUGGAGGAGAUGCAGGCAAAGCAACAGGAAGUGCGAACAGCAUGUGAGGAGGCCAAGAGCAAACUAACUGAGGCCACGAAGUUUGGCGAGAAGUUGGAGAAGGAGCUCAGUGUUCUGGCAAAUGUGGAGGCUCAGGCUGAUUCGAGUCUGCUGGAGAAACUGCGUGCUCUGGUGGCCAUGAACGAGAACCUUAAAGAGCAGGAACAGGAGUUCCGAGCACACUGCCGUGAGGAGAUGACACGGCUGCAACAGAGCAUUGAGGACCUGAAGAUUGAGUUCGGGGAUGAGGCUGAUGAUCAAAAGGAGAGGACUCAGAUAAUAGAUCAGCAGUACAGCACAGAUCGAGAGAAACUGCAGAAGAUCCGCUUGCUGAUGGCUCGGCGGAACCGGGAGAUCGCCAUUCUGCAGAGGAAGAUUGAUGAGGUUCCCAGCAGAGCUGAGCUCACACAGUACCAGAAACGCUUCAUUGAACUCUACAGCCAAGUUUCUGCCACACAUAAAGAAACUAAGCAGUUCUUCACUCUCUACAACACUCUGGAUGAUAAGAAGGUCUACCUGGAGAAGGAGGUGAAUUUGCUCAAUUCCAUCCACGACAACUUCCAACAGGCUAUGGCAUCGUCAGGAGCUAAAGAGCAGUUCCUCAGACAGAUGGAGCAGAUAGUGGAAGGCAUCAAACAAAGUCGAAUGAAGAUGGAGAAGAAAAAACAGGAGAAUAAGAUGAGAAGGGAUCAGCUGAACGAUGAGUAUCUGGAACUGCUGGACAAACAGAGACUCUACUUCAAAACAGUCAAAGACUUUAAAGAGGAGUGCCGAAAGAAUGAGAUGCUGUUGUCCAAGCUGAGAGCAAAGGGAGCAUCCUAAUGACCCAGCAUCUUCGGUUUAUCAUAUUUCCACUAUGUGCUUGCAGGAUAAAUAUGCACUAGAUGUCUGUACUAAUCAAUACUGGAUUUCUAUAAUUAACUGCACAAAUCCCACAUAGACAUUUAAUGUCCAAACUUUGGUCAGCUACAGCCAGACAAAUUAAUCUAUUUGCCGUCUUACAUUACACAGCAGUAUUUGUAACGGUUAAUGCCUUUUGCAAUGUGUAAAUGUCAACUAUCAAGGUUUAUUUGUAAGAAUUGUACAAUAUUAAACACCACACAUGCAUUAACAUGUUUAAACCUUCAA
Messenger RNA from Trichomycterus rosablanca, 2208 nucleotides. RefSeq names its product coiled-coil domain containing 93 (gene ccdc93). The record is from RefSeq and is a predicted model, not a curated record. The transcript is spliced from 23 exons. Bases 1 to 1902 code for a protein of 633 amino acids. NCBI's taxonomy places the organism in Eukaryota, Metazoa, Chordata, Actinopteri, Siluriformes, Trichomycteridae. Gene Ontology annotation, biological process: Golgi to plasma membrane transport.